GCUAAUGGCAGCAACAUAUCGUAAAGCAAGGAGUGCGGACCCGGCCUAAUCGGUCCCCAUCGAGAGCCCAAUUCGCCUCUAAUGCUCGCCAGUGUUGGCCAAGUGACUCUUGCCGCCUUCCAUUAAGGAAAAAUGGGAAAAACAAUCAAAGUAAUUGGCUGCGCUGGGGCAGGCACUCUGCUCAUAUUGCUGCUGCCUCUUUGCCUGAUCCAAAAUUAUGGUCCACCUGGUGGUAAUGUCUCCCACUCAAUGGUCGCCACUACAACUCCUCCGGCCUCGUCUCCCGCCCCGCUGGAGAGUGGAAAGGAUGCGAUGAUGCGACUGCACCGGCAGAAACGCUACCUGCUCUUCCCGGAGGGCUCCUCCUUCCAGCUGGUCUUCGACAUCAUCAUACCCAUCAUAGACUACACCAACUACGCCAUCCUGGGCAUCACCUGCUCCGUGGCCUGGGAGCUGCCCAGUAAGCCGCCCAGCGAGCUGAUUGAAAACGUGCUCACGCGCAUCAACGACGGCACCAUCGGCACUGUCCGCCGCAAUGACAGCGUCCCCCUGCCCGAUUCAGAUCCGCAGUUGGAGCUCCAAGCCCCUGCCCAGAAUCUGGAGCUGGACAAUCGAGCAACAGCCACUGGUAAUUGGCAGGCUGUGCACGCACCGCCAGCGAAUCCACCGGCAUAUGCGGCCAAUGAGCAGGACUCCCAUUCGUACUACACGAAUAUCCAACGCAUCCCGGCCGCUUACCCAUAUGCAAAUGCGAAUGCGGAUGCAAAUGCGAGUGGACAGCAGCGGCAGGCGCUAUUUCCCGCUAAUUGGCAUGCGCGACAGUCGCUAGGGAGGUGGCAGCAGAGGGGGCAGGCAGUGGGUGCGACGGAUGGAGCGGGAACGGGAAAAACCAACUGGUGGACGCGGAACGGGCAGCGGGUCCAGCAGAACUGGCAGGAGAAGCAGCGCAAGUGGGGCCCUUCCAAGUGGAACUAUGGGUACUCCCAGCGACCCCGACAGGUGCUACGGGCACCGCCGAAACACCAUAUAUACCCGGUUUUUGCCAGACGCAGGAGACGACGAAGCCUGGAGCUGGAUCCCCACUUCGAGCGACUCCACCUGCAGCAGCAUCUCAGCUCCAGGCAGCUGCUCUUCGGCAAAAUCGAACGCCUGUACAAGUCGCGACGACUGAAUGGCACCUCCUGUGUGCAGCGAGCUCUCUGCGAGUCCGCCCAGAGGCAGCAGGGGCUCCAAGGAAGCCAUCCAGCCCAGCCACAAAGCUUUAUAAUGGAGCUACUCUCGGCCAUCUUCCAGCUGCCCGGCAGCGAUGACGUGGAGGAGCCAGGGGAACUGGAGCUAAUGAUUUCCCCCCAUUACCUGGAGGCCCAUCGGCAGCGCGGCGACUGUCGACAGCUCUACGGCGAUUGCAAUCACACAUUCUGGCUGGAAUAAAUAGGA
Molecule: messenger RNA, 1437 nt
Organism: Drosophila biarmipes
Lineage: Eukaryota; Metazoa; Arthropoda; Insecta; Diptera; Drosophilidae
Exons: 4
Coding region: 133-1431 (432 amino acids)
Source: RefSeq, a predicted model, not a curated record